This is a messenger RNA of Archocentrus centrarchus (flier cichlid), 1371 nucleotides long. RefSeq names its product C-type lectin domain family 4 member G-like. Bases 1 to 1173 code for a protein of 390 amino acids. The transcript has 6 exons. Lineage: Eukaryota; Metazoa; Chordata; Actinopteri; Cichliformes; Cichlidae. The record is from RefSeq and is a predicted model, not a curated record.
AUGAGUGUAAGAAGAAUGGAAACCCCAAACUAUGAAAAUUCACCUGUCAAUGGAGAAUCGAGGACAAGAGAAAAUUGCCCCUCAGGAGACUCAGCAGUGUACAAGUGGCUUGGAUUCAGCUUUGGCUUGCUGUGCAUCAUACAAUCGAGUCUCAAUAUUUAUCUUUGGGCACAAGUUGAUCAGAAUUCCAACGAGUCCAAAAACAUUUCAACUUGCAAUUUCACCUGUGUGUCAGCUGAUGACGUCAGAACCUUGAUUUUGGAAAGAGACCAAUUGCUUCAAGAGAAACUGCAAUUUCUUCAAGAGAAAAAUCAGCUUAAUUUCAGUAAAGAUCUGUUGAAUCAAAAAAAUAAAGAAUUACUUCAAAAUAACAGCCAGCUGAAUCAAGAAAAAAAUCAACUCCUUCAAGAGAAGCUGCAGCUAAGUAAAGAUGUAACGCUGCUAAAUCAGCUCAGAGAGCAUCUUCUUCAAGACAAAAACAACCUGCUUCAGUGGAACAGUCAGCUGAAUCGAGACAACGUGCAACUCUUUCAAGAAAAAGAUAGACUCCUUAAAAAUAAUAGAAGACUGUAUCAAUGUACAAAACAACUGCUUCAAGACAAAGAUGAACUUCUUCGGGAGAACUGCCAACUGGAGCAUGAUUUAAAUCAACUGGAUCAAGAUAAAACAAAACUGAGAAACACACUCAGUAGGCUAAAGACCACCAAUGGGAUCCUGAUUAAAAGGAAGAUGAUGUGUAAUGAUAAUGUCAUCAGACUACAAAAUCAGUUAAUAGAACUGCAGUCGGAAUUAUACAUGGGAUGGAGGAGAUUCAAGUCAGGCUGUUACCGGCUGUCCUCUACUUCAAACACCUGGGAAUUUGCCAGACAAGACUGUGAAGGCAGUGGAGCUCAUUUGGUGAUUCUCACUGAUAAGGCAGAAGAGAAUUUCGUCAGCUCUUUUGGAGGUGCUGAAAAAUUCUGGAUUGGCUUGAAAGCUGAGAACACCUCUGAUACCUGUGUGUGUACAUGGACAUGGGUGGAUGGAAGCUCACUGUGUUAUCGUAACUGGGAUAAUCAGGAGGAACCUUUGCCCACUUGGACUUACAGCUGUGCACAUGUUGCCCAAAAUCAUGCCUGGCUCGUGGGGCCUUGUGAUGAAAGUUACUACUGGAUAUGUGAGAAAGAACUGUAAAUGAACUUCAAGACUUCAAGUAUCAGUCUCUCUCUCACUCUUUUGCUCUCUUUUUUAUUUUUCUGAGGACAUUAUGAGGAUGAUUUUUUGAUGUAGUCCAUUCAACAAUCCGUUACCAUACAUUUAUACUGGUGCUUUUGACUUUGUGUUCAUUUAGGUCUUUUUGAUUGCUGUAGUUGCCAUUUUUCAACAUGAUGA